This is a messenger RNA of Cutaneotrichosporon cavernicola, 1098 nucleotides long. RefSeq lists its product as uncharacterized. The record is from RefSeq and is a predicted model, not a curated record. NCBI's taxonomy places the organism in Eukaryota, Fungi, Basidiomycota, Tremellomycetes, Trichosporonales, Trichosporonaceae. Bases 1 to 1098 code for a protein of 365 amino acids. The transcript has 5 exons.
AUGACAGACAAGGUCUCUGACAACGUUGAUGCUCACCGCGAGCUGCUCCUCAGCCUCCAGGCGGUGGAAUAUGCGCCCGCCACUCUCGCCGAAAUCGAGAAGCAGCUGGAAACGAGCAAGACUGAGGUAGCCGAAGAGAAGCGGAACAUCGCCGCCCUCGAGGCGAGCACCAAGAAGGCGUUCAAGGACUGGCGGGACACCCAGCAACGCACCCACAAGCGCGUCUGGACCAAGAUCAUACACCCCAACUCGCACAAGGAACGUCUAACCGCCCUUGAGAACAAGGAGGAGCGCGAGUAUGUCGACGCCCUAGCGAAGGAACAGGGUACCAAAGCUCGGAUCGAGGAGCUCGAGACCCAAGUCUUAGACCUGUCUACCCAAGUCUCGGACCUGAAACCAUUUGUGACCAAACACACCCACCUCACCAGCCAACUGGAGCAGCUGUAUUCUCGCGUAUUCGACGGCCCAACUCCCGACUAUCCCGAAGAGGAUGAGGCCGAGAAAACGUACCAGGAGGCUAUUGAGCGGUUUGACAGUCUACAGGGCAAGAUUACGAAUGAGACACGUGCACAAGAGCUACUUGGGACCGCGUCUGUGCGGCUACGUAAGGCCCAGGAAGCGAGUCACAAUGCGGAAAAGUAUUCGCAGCGGGAUAUGUUUGGUGGUGGAAUCAUGUCGGAUUUGAUGGAAAGGUCGGAGCUUGACGACGCCCAGCGAUGGGCCGACAAGGCUCACAUGCUGGUCAUGCAGGCGCAGCAACUCCAACCAGCCAUUGGAAGCUUUGGACGUACCCAGAUGCCGCAGGGCAACAUGUCCGACAUCUUCUUCGAUAAUCCAUUCACCGACUAUGCGUUCCACAAGAAGAUCAAGACUGCAGUUGGCGACCUCCAGAGGGCGUCACUGCAGCUCGCCGACGUGACCCGCCGGGGCCAGGCUCGUCUCGACAGCCUGCUCCAAGAGGGACAGGAGGCCGCAAUGUUCCUCGAGAGUUCGUGCAGUGGGCUCAGGCAGACGCGUAGGGAGAUCAUGGAGCGCGCGGGCGGUAUCGCGCCCCCGACUUAUGCGCCCAAGGACGACGUGCCGGCGUACAAUUCAUAG